UGUGGGUGAAACAACUGCCAUGUAUUAGGAUUAGGAAUCUAGAGUGCAGAUAUGUGAGGACAAAGAGUGAAGGGGAAGAGCACAAUGUUGUCAAUCUCCUGAAUUUUUAAAGAGAAGUUACCAUGUAGCAUAUGCUGACACAUACAUCAUGAAUAAUUUAGGGUGUGGACAGUGGAGAGGGCAGCCAGCUGUACCUUCUGAGCCAGCUGCAGCUAACUGAUAAGCUCUUCUAGAAGAGUUGUGCUAGGAGGAAGUAGCAGUAAUCAUAGUUUGUGGUUACAAGAUUAUGGGUCAUUGCCGGGAAGCUGGAAGGAUAAACAGUGGAUCAGCAUCCUUGGUACUAAGAGAACACAACAAAACAGAAGAGGUCUUGAAAAAUCUCCAAGUUAAAAUUGCCACCAAGUUGUUCACUAAACAAUGAGUGACUCUUUCCAGUCAUGCAGUGGCUUUCUCAUGUCAGCAUUAAGCUGUCUGCUGUUAACUGUCAAAGCAGGAGAUGGGAGUGGGAAGCUUAGUUGUACCCUUCUGUCCUCCAAGUAAACCUUCAUGGUUGUGACCAGGUAUGGAAGACUCCAAAGUGAAUAUUGAAGAAAAACUGUUAUUUGUCAACUUGCUAGGCAUAUUGAACUACAUCAUUAGACUAAAUUGCCUAAAUUUUUUUUAAAUAGUUUUAAGUAUUUUUUUGGUGUGAUUGAAUUUCCUCAGGGCAUAGUUCCAGGCCUUUAAAACUGUAUUUGUCAAUAUGAUCACUGCUGAUAAACAGUAUUCAAAAAAUGCUAAGAGAAUCAACAUAAUAGAACCUUUAUUGACAGGAUCCGUACUAUAGAUUUAAUGACGUGAUGUACAGAUGGAUCUCACUGGAUAACUGGACUUACAGCAGGACAUUCAAAACUCCUUUUGAUGUCAGAAAGUGGCAGAAAGUGAAUUUGGUUUUCGAGGGAGUAGAUACAGUAGCGCAGAUCCUGAUCAACAAUAUCACUCUUGGGAGAACAGACAACAUGUUCAACAGAUAUAGCUUUGAUAUUACCAGUGUGAUCAAGGAGGUCAAUUUUGUCGAAGUCCGUUUCUUAUCAGCCGUUUCAUAUGCAGCGGAGCAGAGCAGAUGUCACAAAGCAUACAGCAUCCCCCCGGCGUGCCCUCCACCUGUGCAGAAAGGAGAGUGCCAUGCUAAUUUCAUCAGAAAGGAGCAGUGUUCAUUUAGUUGGGACUGGGGCCCUUCUUUUCCCACUCAAGGUAUCUGGAAAGAUGUUAGGAUUGAGGCCUAUAACCAUUAUCACCUGAUUCACUUUUCUUUGACUUCUUUCUUUGUAAAGAGUGCUUCACAGUGGAGUCUUGAAAUCGAGUCUAUUUUUGAUGUAGUCAGCUCCAAGCCAAUUGCGGGUCUUGUGACUGUGAGCAUUCCCAAAUUGCAAACCCAGCAAACAUCCAGUGUGAAGCUUCAACCUGGAGAAGGCAGCGUUGUGCUGCUUGUAAACAUCAACAAGAGUUCUACAGUGGAGGCUUGGUGGCCAAAUGGACAUGGAAAGCAAACUGGUUACAAUAUGACAACAACUUUCAUCAUGGAGGCAGGGUACCAGAUUGAGAAAUUUUCAAAGGCCUAUUUUCGGACAGUAGAACUUGUUCAGGAGUCUAUUCCUGGCUCACCAGGUCUGAGUUUCUACUUUAGAAUCAAUGGUCGACCCAUUUUCAUCAAGGGCUCGAACUGGAUUCCAGCAGAUUCUUUCCAGGACAGAGUGACCUAUGACAUAUUGUGGCUACUCUUGAAGUCUGCAGCAGAUGCUAACAUGAAUGCACUUCGGGUUUGGGGAGGAGGAGUAUAUGAACAAGAUGAAUUUUAUGAUAUUUGUGAUGAACUAGGAAUAAUGAUUUGGCAGGAUUUUAUGUUUGCAUGUGCACUAUAUCCAACUGACCAGAAUUAUUUAGAAUCUGUAAGAGCAGAAGUUUCUCAUCAGGUAAGGCGUUUAAAAUCCCAUCCAUCAAUUAUUCUGUGGAGUGGUAACAAUGAAAAUGAAGCAGCAAUUGCAAGCAACUGGUUCUCCAUACCUUAUGCUGACAGAGAAGUCUAUAUCAAAGACUACGUGAUGCUUUAUGUGAAGAACAUCCGAGAAAUAGUUCUUACUGAAGAUAAGAGUCGUCCUUUUAUUGCAUCCAGUCCCACCAAUGGCUUGGAGUCAGUUAAAGAAGGUUGGCUCUCCCAGAAUCCUUAUGAUACCCACUAUGGUGACACUCACUUUUAUGACUACAGCAAUGACUGCUGGAACUGGACGGUGUAUCCUAAAACUCGUUUUGCUUCAGAAUAUGGAUUUCAAUCCUGGCCUUCCUUCAGUACAAUUGAAAAGGUUUCCUCCACUGAGGACUGGUCCUACACAAGCAAUUUUUCUCUCCAUCGACAACACCAUGAAAAUGGCAAUGAUCAGAUGCUUCAACAGAUUGGGCAUCAUUUCAAGCUUCCCCAGAGCACAGAUCCCAUAAAGAAGUUCAAAGAUAUGAUUUACCUCACUCAGGUGAUGCAGGCUCAGUGUGUAAAGACAGAAACUGAAUUCUAUCGUUUUAGUCAAAGUGAAAUAAUCAAGGGAGAAGGACACACAAUGGGAGCUCUGUACUGGCAACUCAAUGACAUUUGGCAGGCACCUUCAUGGGCUUCCUUGGAGUAUGGUGGUAAGUGGAAACUGCUUCAUUAUUUUGCCCAGAACUUCUUUGCACCACUGUUGCCUGUGGCCUAUGAAGACAAAGGUGUGUUGUAUAUUUACGGUGUCUCAGAUCUUCAUGUGGACCACAAGCUGACUUUGAGGGUCGUUGUGCACGCCUGGAGUUCUUUGGAGCCAGUAUGCACCCUUGCCAAAGACGGUGUGACUGUUAAAGCACAAAGUGCUGUCCCCAUCCACAAGGAGUCCAUAAAUGACUUGCUGGAAAGAUGCAGAAACUGUACCAGGAAAAGCUGCGUUAUUACUUUCUGUCUUGUGGGAGAAGGUGGGCUCCAGAGUCCUACGAACCAUCACUUCCUUUCAUCUCUAAAGGAUGCUGUAGGAUUAGAAAAGACCCAGCUUAGUGCCUCUGUAUCCCAACGAGAUGACAUUUAUGUAUUUGUUCUUCAGACCACUGCAAUUGCUCCUUUUGUUUCUCUGGAUGUAGGGAAUAUAAAAGGCAGAUUUAGUGAUAAUGGUUUCCUCAUGACCGAAAAGAAGAAAGUCGUCAUGUUUUAUCCUUGGGAACCUACCAGUGUUGAAGAACUAGAAAAGUCACUAACCCUGACCUCUCUGGUGGACGUUGUCUGAGGAUACUUCGUUUCCUUCUAGAUAAGGAGUGAAACAGGAAGAGGAAAAAAUUAGAAGAAUUUGACUAAAGUUGAAGUGACGUACAAUUUGAACUGACUGGAGAACAUACUGUUUAUUCCUGUCGUGUGAAUUUUAACUGCUGGUUCAAUGUAAAGAUACCAACAGCAAAGCUUGCGUAUAAUAUAUGUGGUGCAU
This is a messenger RNA of Pygoscelis adeliae (Adelie penguin), 3470 nucleotides long. RefSeq names its product mannosidase, beta A, lysosomal (gene MANBA). The record is from RefSeq and is a predicted model, not a curated record. NCBI's taxonomy places the organism in Eukaryota, Metazoa, Chordata, Aves, Sphenisciformes, Spheniscidae. The transcript is spliced from 17 exons. Gene Ontology annotation, biological process: carbohydrate metabolic process; glycoprotein catabolic process. Bases 840 to 3275 code for a protein of 811 amino acids. Gene Ontology annotation, molecular function: beta-mannosidase activity.